CCGCCCUCCCCGGGCCCUGGCCCACGCGCCCGCCCUCCCGCCCUCCCCGCCGCCCCCCGCGCGCGCCCCUAAGCGACAUGCAAAUGAGCCUAGGUCCUGUGGACGGGCCCCAAAUCCCCAGCACCCGAUGGACCCUUCCAGCCCGGAGCCAGCAGCCGAGGAGGCAGAGCGCUCCAGCCCGCCGGCCGAUACCCCCGGGGUGCGCCUCCGCCGCCGCCGCCCCCCCGCCGGGCGGGCCGGCUCCUCCGCCGACGCCUCCUCGAGCCAGACGUUCUCCCCAGCCGCCCGCAAACGGGGCGGGCCCCGAGGCUCUACAGCGGGGGAAGCCCCCGAGGCCCCGGGGCCACCCGAUGGGGUGGAGGCUGAGGAUGGAGGGGGCGUCUUGUUGAUCGAUGCCCAGGGUGUCCCGUACACCGUGCCCCAGGCAGGUGAGGAGGGCGGGGGGUCCCGGGCCCGGCGGGCCCCACACUUCUGCCCGGUCUGCCUUCGUGCCUUCCCCUACCUCUCAGACCUGGAACGGCACCGCAUCUCUCACUCAGAACUCAAGCCGCACACCUGCCCAGCCUGCGGCAAGGCCUUCAAGCGGGCCAGCCACCUGCGGCGGCACCGGAACAUCCACGCCGGCCUGCGGCCCUUCCACUGUGCCCUCUGCCCACGGCGUUUCCGGGAAGCCGGGGAGCUGGCCCACCACGGCCGCGUGCACUCGGGCGAGCGGCCCUACCAGUGCCCGAUCUGCAGGCUUCGCUUCACCGAGGGCAACACCCUGCGGCGACAUGCCCGUCGCAAGCACCCACCGCCCCCAGAUUCUCCCAGCUCCCUCGCAGGCCCUGGCAUGGACCCGCCCUGGCUGGAGGCGAUGGUCCCGGAGCUGUCUCCCAGCUCGGACCCUGCUCGGGGGGGCCCUGAGGAAGACCUAGAGAAGUCCCCGAGCUUGGACCCUGCUCCUGGAGACCCGGAGGAGGAGCCCGGGCGACCUCCUAGUCCAGAGGCUCCCCGGGCGGCCCCAGAAGAUCUGGAAGAAAAGCCAGAAUGAUGGUCCUGGCCCAGACCUUCCCCACACGGACCCUGCAGAAAACGCUCCAGAGGUUCCGUGUGUGAACCCGAACGGGGUUGGACCUGCAGGAGGCCGAGAGGGAGCCCCCAGGUGGGAGCCCGCAGGGGCCAGCGUGGCCGACCACGCCCCCGAGGAGACCCAGAGCUGGAUUUACCCUGGACACACUCCAGUGAAGGCCGGGGUAGCUGAGGAUCCGGAGGAGGCCAAGGGUCCCCAGACCCGAAGUGGUUCGAGCUCAGCCAGGGCUUGGAAUGAUGGGAGCCCAGGGGUCUGGGCAGGGAGGGGGGUGGGAGGGCUGACUCUCAGAGAGGUGAGACUGUUCUCAGAACCGGAUUGGGGGUGGAUAUGGGGCCAAGGAAAUAAAUGUGUCUGUCUGCCGGC
Molecule: messenger RNA, 1435 nt
Organism: Antechinus flavipes (yellow-footed antechinus)
Lineage: Eukaryota; Metazoa; Chordata; Mammalia; Dasyuromorphia; Dasyuridae
Gene: ZNF524
Product: zinc finger protein 524
Exons: 2
Coding region: 128-1033 (301 amino acids)
Biological process (GO): regulation of transcription by RNA polymerase II
Cellular component (GO): chromosome
Molecular function (GO): chromatin insulator sequence binding
Source: RefSeq, a predicted model, not a curated record